Molecule: messenger RNA, 3666 nt
Organism: Saccostrea cuccullata (small rock oyster)
Lineage: Eukaryota; Metazoa; Mollusca; Bivalvia; Ostreida; Ostreidae
Product: MAM and LDL-receptor class A domain-containing protein 1-like
Exons: 31
Biological process (GO): proteolysis
Cellular component (GO): membrane; Golgi apparatus
Molecular function (GO): metalloendopeptidase activity; calcium ion binding; zinc ion binding
Source: RefSeq, a predicted model, not a curated record
AUGUCAAGAGACAAUAAUUUCGGAGAGGAAGAGAAGGAUAUUGACCGUUUAAUGCUUCAAGCCUUAAGAACAAUGGAAGAGGAAAAUGAAGAAAGCAAAGACAACGAAGAUAAUGGCAAGGAAAGCAACUACAAAGGCGGAGCUAAACUAAUAGAUGAUGCUCUCAAGGGUAAAAUUGACCCAAAUUCUGACGUGGUUAAUCUUCUAGAGAGUAUGUUUGUGGAUGAGGGAAACAGACACCAUCAACACCCUGAUGGGAUUGGAAAGAUAGCUCGCAGGAAAGGGAAAGUCUUUGGUGACACCCAUGACAACCAUAAACUAACAAAGCAACAACUCAACGAGUUAAAAGGCAAAGGUGGUGGAAGAAGAAGGAGAAAUUUCUUAAAAACGGCUCCACUUUGGCCCGAUAAUAUUAUUCCAUACACAAUCGACGGCAGUUUAUCCGGAGUUCAAAGUAAUUUGGACGUUAUUAAUGCAGCAAUUCAACAGUUUACAGAUUACACGUGUCUGAAAUGGGUUCCCACAGGCUCAACAGAGGCGCAGUCACUUUCACAUAAGUCCUACAUCGAGUUCUUCUCUGAAAGCACGUGCUUUUUUUUUCCCCAAAAAGAUUUUUUUGACAAAAAAUCUUUAGAGUACCCUGGAUGUGUUACACUUUCUACAACAAUCCAUGAGAUGACGCAUGCUAUAGGCCAAAUGCAUGAACAGUCCCGAAGUGACCGUGAUAAUCAUGUCACCAUGUUAUGGGCGAAUACACAAGGUGGAACAGGCAACUAUAACAUGGCAAAGAGCUCUACCCAUGACAGAAACCCGUAUGACUACGAGUCUGUGCUUCAGUAUAGUUUAACGGCAUUCUCCACUAAUGGCCAACCGACGAUGGAGUUUCAUGACCGCACAUUGGAUUUCUUAGCUGAUUCUGCAACUGGCCUUAUGUUUACGAAUUACGACAUCCAGGACAUUACUGAUGCAUAUGAUUGCACUAAAACGUGCACACAACCCCUGAAGGCGUGUCAGAACGGAGGAUUUGUCAUACAUACCUGUGAUUGUCAUUGUCCUAGAGGGCUAACUGGAACACUGUGUGAAACACCUGUAACUGAUCCAGCUUGUGGUGGGACAAUUACCCUUGCAGAAGGAGAAACAGAGACAUUGACAACGAUUAAUUUCAACAAUGGAGGCCCAUAUCCCACGGGCAGAGACUGUGUCUGGGUAGUGAAGGGUCCGGCUGGAAAAAAUGUCCAAAUGACCAUAAAGGAGAUGGAUUUAACAACGCAAAAUGGAGCGUGUAGCCACUGGUUAGAGAUACAGUAUAACCUGCUAGGACAGACAGGACCAAGACGCUGUGGAACAGUAGCUAAUGAGGUUUAUGUAAAGUCCGACAAUGGCGACCCAACAACAAUGUUACUGAAAUUUGACAGUACUUUCGCUUCUUCUGCAUCAGCUGGCAAAGGAUUUUCUCUGGAAGUGACAAGCGUUAGUCUGCCCUGCAAAACACAACCUUGUAAGCAUGGGACGUGUCAUGCAGUCGGUGACACUUAUUCCUGCACCUGUGAUCCCAAUUACACUGGACAAAAUUGUGAUACCCUAACUGAUUAUGGAACCAUUUCCUGUGGAUUUGAAGCUGGCGAGACCUGUUACUUUGAAAAUCCAACAUCGUUUUCCUUUUACUGGACAACAAGAACGGGUAGCACGCCAUCUAGUAGCACAGGUCCAUCGGCAGCUAAGACUGGAACAUAUUAUUUGUAUGCAGAGACUUCCAGUCCUGUAACAACUGGAACUCAAUUUCAUUAUGAAACGCCUUUAGUCUCAGCAACCCCAAGGUGCUUGUCUUUCUGGUAUCACAUGUAUGGCGCUAGUAUGGGAACACUGAACGUUCUACGAAAUGGAGUCAAGGUCUGGACCAUGUCAGGGGAUCAAGGGGAUCAGUGGAAGGAAGCGGAAGUUGAUAUAAUUAACGAUAGUGCCAGUUACACUGUCACAUUUGAAGCAAUACGAGGGAAUUCGUGGCAAAGUGACAUCGCCAUAGAUGAUGUUUUAUUAACCCCAACACCUUGUGGUCAAUCAUCAACUGCACAGCCAACUACACAAGCACCUACUACGCAGGCGCCAACUACACAGGCGCCAAGUGAGUCGGAUCUGCACUGUACUUUCGAGGAUGAUACUUGCUUCUUGCAGAAUACAGAUGGAGAUUCUUUCGACUGGACCACUAGAUCAGGGAGUACACCCUCAACUAGCACAGGUCCUUCAUCUGCUUAUGAGGGAAAUAUGUAUUCUUACAUAGAGGCAACAGGUGAAUCAAGCGGUGCAGAGGCCAAGCUUCAAAGUUCAGCAAUUGAUACAAGCCAGAUUUUCUGUCUGUCUUUCGCUUACCAUAUGUAUGGCACAAAUAUCGGCACCCUAAGUGUGGGCAUUAUAUCCGGUGGUAACACCCAGACUCUGUUCAGUGAAAGUGGGAAUCAAGGAAACUUGUGGAAUCAAGCCUAUGUUCCAGUUUCACCUACAAGUGGCAUUAUUGAAUUUACUGCCGUCCGUGGAGGAGGUUUCCGUAGUGACAUAGCAAUUGAUGACGUUCACUUUCAGGCAGGUGACUGUGUAAUUCCUUCCACGACCACUCCCGCUCCAGUAUCUCCGCCCCUCAGUUGCACUUUUGAGCCUGGAGAAUCCUGUUUUCUGACACAGUCACCACAGGACGAUUUUGAUUGGACGAGUGAUAGUGAUGGAACACCCUCUUCAUCAACUGGACCUAGCGCGGCAUUUGAAGGUACUACAUAUGCCUACACUGAAGCUACUGGGUUUACAUCCGGACAAAGAGCUGUCCUAGAAAGUUCAUCAAUUAUAACAGCCGAUUCAAUGUGUCUGUCCUUUGCCUAUAACAUGUACGGCAGUAGUAUGGGGUAUCUGGAUGUCAUUUACGAUAACACCACGGUUUUUGCCGAGUUCGGAGACAAGGGACAAGACUGGCUGCAGGCGAAAGUGACUCUUCCCCCUCCCACCACCUCUGAACCAAAUAUACAGUUUAUUGGAACAAGAGGGUCAUCCUAUAGAAGUGAUAUGGCUAUUGACAACAUCCAGGUCGUCACAGGAGAGUGUGAUUUAGAUUGUUCUGUAAAUCCUUGUGAUUCCCCUAAUAAUGUGUGUGUUGAUGAUGCUGCUACAGGUUACAUAUGUAUAUGUGCACCAGGCUUCAGCGGACAAUUCUGUGAACAUGUCAUAGGUACAGUAGAAUGUACAUUUGAACUUGGUGGAGUAUGUUUUAUGGACAACAUACAGUCUGGCGAUGAUUUUGAUUGGACCUUCAUUUCUGGAAGUACCCCAAGUAGUGGUACGGGACCGAGUGCUGCAUUAGAUGGGUUUUUUAUCUACACUGAAGCUACUGGAAAUUCUGUGGGCGAUACUGCCAUUCUUACAUCUGAGCAAAAUUCCAUUCCCGAUGUUGGCCCCCGAUGUCUUCGAUUCUCCUACAACAUGCAUAGUUCCAAUUCCGGUAUGGGCACCCUGCGCGUGUUGGCUGGAGACCGAGGCUCGGAGUCCGAGAUCUGGAGUCUGUCCGGAAAUCAAGGAGAUGUGUGGACUACAGUAGAGGUGGAAAUCCCGGCGGAAAAUGACCUUGUGGUCAAAUUUGAGGGUGUUCGAGGAAGUAGUUAUCGGAGUGAUAUAGCAAUCGACAGU